Messenger RNA from Phytophthora sojae, 231 nucleotides. RefSeq lists its product as hypothetical. The coding region runs from base 1 to 231 and encodes 76 amino acids. Lineage: Eukaryota; Oomycota; Peronosporomycetes; Peronosporales; Peronosporaceae. The record is from RefSeq and is a predicted model, not a curated record. The transcript has a single exon.
AUGCGCCACCCGUUCCACCGCAGCGACAAGCGCCUGUCCGUCGGCAGCGACGACGGCGUCGAGCUCAAGGAGCGCCGCAGCAGCAGCAUCUUCCGCCGGUGCCGACCGUCCGAGGACAGCGAGAUCGUCGAGCACAUGCGCCCACGAGACACGCUCGUCACGCGCAUCAGCGACAGCGAGAGCCCCACGGAGGAUCGACGUCGCCGUCGACGCCGCAGCAGCCUCCUCUAG